Penicillium riverlandense is the source of this 1665-nucleotide messenger RNA. Its product is annotated as sugar transporter protein. NCBI's taxonomy places the organism in Eukaryota, Fungi, Ascomycota, Eurotiomycetes, Eurotiales, Aspergillaceae. Gene Ontology annotation, molecular function: carbohydrate:proton symporter activity. The transcript has 6 exons. The record is from RefSeq and is a predicted model, not a curated record. Gene Ontology annotation, biological process: carbohydrate transport; transmembrane transport. Bases 1 to 1665 code for a protein of 554 amino acids. Gene Ontology annotation, cellular component: membrane.
AUGUCAACCACAAUUCAACCCACUGCCAUCGAAAUAAAGGCGGGCUUUGACCACUCCAAUGCCACCCACUUGGAAGCCGGUGAUGCCAGUGCCAUUGACGAUGCGAAAGCCGUCAACUUCGUCACUGACAACUCGCACGAGGUGUCCAGAUAUGCCGAGUUGACCUUCUUCCAGACGGUCAAGUACUUUUGGCGCGCCAUGGCCAUCUCGUUUGCGUGCGGUAUCUGCGCCAUGGGGGACGGGUACCAGUACAAGAUGCCCGGCAACAUCGUUGCUCUCGACGGCUUCAUCAAGCAGAUGGGCUCCAAAGAUGCCAAAACGGGCGAGUAUGCGCUCAACGCGCAGCACGUUGCGGCCUGGGGUGGUGUGUACGCUGGCGCUCUCGUCGUCGUCCUUCUGGUGGGUAACUGGCCUGUCGACCGCUUCGGCCGCAAACCUGCUCUGUGGGCCGUUCAAAUAUUUAUGGUCAUCGCCGCCCUCAUCGAGGUUUUUGCUACCAACUGGACGCAGUGGCUCGCAGCCAAAGUCCUCAACGGUUUCUCUGUCGGCUGCAACCAGAUGACCGCCACCACCUACAUUUCUGAAAUCGCACCCACUCGGGCUCGUGGCGCAGCUCUCGGUUUCUACCAGCUCUUCUGGGCAAUCGGUUCAUUUGGUGCUGCCAUAGCCCUUCAGAUCGUGUCCGAGAUGCCCAGCGACAAGUGGCGUCACGCUGUCUACUCAAUGUGGCCCUUCGUGGGUCUCGCUGUCGUUGUCCUCAUCCUCAUCCCCGAGACCCCCCGCUUUCACGCGCAAAGGGGCAACCAUGAAAAGGCCAAAAAGAUCAUGAAGCAAAUCUACGGCAGUGUCCCUGACUACGAUAUCGAGCACGAGUACUCGAUCAUCAUCAAGGAGAUUGAGGAUGGCAAAGUCCUUGCCGACCACCAGAAGGGCGUCUCCGUCUGGGACUGCUUCCGGGGUACCAACCUUCGCCGAACCAUCGUCUCUCUCGUGCCAUUCAACAACCAGCUCUGGGACGGCGCACCGGUCCUUUUCUCCUACACUUCGUACUUUUUCCAGCAGGCCGGUCUUAAGAAGCCCUUUGUUGCUACCCUCAUCUUGAACUGCGUCCUCGUCGGCUUCGUCGCCGCCAGCUUCUACACCACUGACCGGAUUGGCCGUCGCCCAUUACUCGUUUACUUGGGCGCGUUCAUGGUCCCGCUCUUGUUCAUCAUCGGCGGUAUCCAGACCCUGCAGCAGACGAACGCUACCGGAGCCGCCACGAUUGCCGUGUCAUGCAUCUGGGUUGCAGCCUACUCUUCUUCAGCAGGUCCUCUGGGCUUCGCCUUCCUCGCCGACUGCUCCACCGCUGUUCUCCGCGCGAAGACCGCCAACAUGGGCGCCCUGGCAUUCGCCCUCUUAUCGCUCAUCACCACGUACUGCACUCCGCUUAUGCUUGCAUCCCCCAAUUUCGGGGUUUCGGGCACCUUUUUCUUCUACGGCUCGACCUCGUUGGUCUUUGUCGUCAUUAUGUGGUUUGUCAUCCCCGAAACCAAGAACAGGUCGUAUGUCGAGCUCGAUGAGAUGUUUGAGCUUCACGUCCCAACUAGGGAGUUUGCUACCUACGAGACGUCUGUUGAUAGGGCCAUCAAGGCUGGGCAGGGCAAUGUAACUGAGUCGGUUUAA